AUGGCAGGAGAAAUAGCAAUGGAUGAAACAGUAAUGCUAGCAAGUGAACGUUACAAAACCACUGUGUACUUUGUAGUUUUGGACACAAUAAUAAACGCCAUAUCCACUAGAUUUUGUGAAGCCAAAGAAAUUCUAAAGGACCUAAGUUUAUUAUCACCGCAACGAAUUUUAUUUUAUUCAAAUAAUGGUCCUGAAUUACCAGAAGACGCUUUUGAAGAUAUAGGGAAGUGGCUACCAAGUAUAGAUCCUAGUAAUUUAGGAACAGAAUAUUAUAUGUUUACUAAAUCAUUACAAGGUUUAUUAGAUGGACUUGUGCCCAAUAAACUACAUCAGAUUGAAAACAACCCAUUGGACAAUGAAAGUAUUUUAAUAUAUGAUUAA
This is a messenger RNA of Macrosiphum euphorbiae (potato aphid), 381 nucleotides long. NCBI's taxonomy places the organism in Eukaryota, Metazoa, Arthropoda, Insecta, Hemiptera, Aphididae. The record is from the annotation of a GenBank genome assembly.